AUGCUCAUUGAGGAACUGGAGACGUUGCGAGAGAGCAUUCUCUCUCUAGAGCUGGAUCAACUGCGAGCCGCCAUACGUGGACAAGAGGUUCCCGAUGAUUUCCCGCAUGAGUUGGUUUACAAGUGCCUGGUUGCGGGCAUUCGGUAUCACGAUGGCUUCGCUAUCGAACUCCGUGGCAAAUCGCUACACCAAUCCUUGGAACGAGCCUUCAACGCUAGAGAUAUCAUUAGUAACCGAAUACCCAAGAUGGAGAAGCCAGAAGACAUCCCAUACUGCUUCUGGCAUCCUGGUGUCCCCAGUCAAGGAACUUUGCGACAGCUCUUGAAGAAUUAUCCUACACUCUUCAUGCGCUACAAAGUUGGACGAGCGUGUGCUGCUGGUGGAUACGAGGAGCUUUACAAAGAACUAGAUGAUCUUCUUCCUGAUGUCGCCAUUGCAGAGGAAGCCCGCGAUAAUUUACCUGUCUCCAAAGUCGGAGCCUUUCUGAACGGCGAUACCUGUGUUCGGUCAACAUUGGAAAAGAGGCAGCCAGUACACCACGAAAUCUUCCCUCCUCCGUUUGACAUCACUGAAGAUUGGUGCUUGGCUGCUGAUGGGAAACGGCUGGAAGAAAGGCCUAUUCCAAGCGACAUCUUGAGUCUCCUCUACGCUCCCUUGCCACCACAUUUACCCUCAGUUGAAAAAGACAUCCUCAUUCCCAUGGCGGCCUUUACUGGAAACAUUGACCGUUACGUCCGACUAAGAAGACCUCAUCCUCUCAAUGGCGAGAUGCAGUGCAUAGUGCGUGGUAUCUACCACAACACCUUUUUCGCCAAGUGGUGCUAUGAACAACCAGAGCUAGCCGUGCUCCAGAAGUUUGUUCAUGCGCGCUUCAUCAUGAACGACGAUCUGACGUGGCUCAACAGCGAUAGGCCUUUCUCAAAAGAAGAUGUGCCACGUAUUAUGUGGUAUCCGCAAACAGCAAAUCGAACAACUUAUUUGGAGCUGCUGCGUUUGAUCCCCGAGCUGAAGCAGCUCGUGGCUCAAGCAUUAGUCGUAUCUGACAGCCCGUCAGACGUCGCGCGACUUGAGCCUGAAAUCACGUCAGAAAUCUACGCGGAAAUAAUGAGUGGAGUUCGUUCAGAUGCAUUCCAGGAGUUCCUCCAUCAGCGGCAGUCGAACGAAGAAGAAGAGGAACUGGCUGAGUGGAUGGAGCUUCCGCACGAUAUCCACGACGUUGCUCUUUAUGAUCAUUUGGCAUCAAAGGAAAUUAAAUCAUGGUUUGCUAAAGCCCUCAAGGAACUCACGUUGGAUGAUGUUGGUGUUGAGAACAGAGAAGUGUACGAGCCCGAUACGAGAGACGCUAGGGAUUUGAUACGCUACAUGUCUGCGUUCCUCAAAAAACCGAGGGAUCAUUAUCGAGAAGCAAGGGAAGCGAGGUGAGAAUUGUAACUGAAGGGACU
Fusarium oxysporum Fo47 is the source of this 1442-nucleotide messenger RNA. RefSeq lists its product as uncharacterized. Lineage: Eukaryota; Fungi; Ascomycota; Sordariomycetes; Hypocreales; Nectriaceae. The record is from RefSeq and is a predicted model, not a curated record. The transcript has 2 exons. Bases 1 to 1422 code for a protein of 473 amino acids.